AAAUCACAUUACAUUUACACCGGCUUUCAUCAUACGCACUGACAGAUAUCCUGGUCUGAGCUGAACGGGCCUUGACAGCAACACAGAGCAGCGAAAACUGACCAACAAGUGAAUCAUGGAAACCAGCGCAGAAACCGCACCUGCUUCUUCAUGGACUGAUUGUUCUGUAAUAAAGCGGAUCCGCAUGUUGGUCCCUGUUGGUUUCAAGAAAGAAAUAAAAGAGUUGUCUAAACUAGCCGGACCAGUGAUAAUGGCCCAAUUCAUGAGUUUUGCAGUGAGUUUUGUUAGUACUGUUUUCUGUGGUCACCUGGGGAGGAUAGAGCUGGCAGCAGUUUCUUUGGCCACAGCAGUGGUUAAUGUUACGGGUGUAUCUGUUGGAGUUGGUCUGUCAGCAGCAUGUGAUACUCUGAUUUCUCAGACCUUUGGGAGCCACAACCUCCUGAGAGUUGGGGUUAUUCUGCAGCGGGCGAUCCUUAUUUUGUUACUGGCCUGUUUCCCCUGCUGGGCGAUCCUUAUUAACACAGAACUCAUUCUGUUGGCUGUCAAACAGGAACCAGAGGUGGCCAGGUUGUCUCAGCUGUAUGUGAAGAUCUUUAUGCCCGCACUUCCCGCUACGUUCAUGUAUUCAUUACAAACAAGAUACCUGCAAAACCAGGGCAUCAUAUGGCCACAGGUAAUCACAGGCGUUGUGGUCAAUCUUCUCAACGCUCUCAGCAACUACAUCUUUCUUCACCCGUUAAAUCUGGGAGUAGCAGGUUCUGCUAUUGCCAACACCAUUUCCCAGUUCUCCAUGGCUGGGAUACUCUUUGCUUAUAUUGUUUGGAAAGGUCUUCAUAAGGCCACCUGGGGAGGCUGGUCUAAGGAGUGUCUGCAGGACUGGGGCUCAUACAUCCACUUGGCUAUCCCCAGCAUGGUCAUGUUGUGUGUUGAGUGGUGGACAUAUGAGAUUGGAAGUUUUCUGGCAGGUCUGAUAAAUGAGGUAGAACUUGGAGCUCAAUCGGUUGUAUACCAACUGGCAAAUGUUGCAUACAUGCUCCCUAUGGGCUUCAGUAUAGCAGGCAGUGUAAAAGUUGGAAAUGCCUUGGGAGCGGGAGACACAGAGCAGGCCAAGCUGUCUGCUAAACUGACGAUGUUCUGUGCAGUGUCAGUAUCUGUAUGUAUGUCAGUUCUCAUUGGGGGCCUGAAGAAUCAUAUCUCUUAUGUCUUUACAGAUGAUGAACAAAUCAGGGAAAGGGUUGCUGAUGUUAUUGCUUUUUAUGCUCCAUUCAUCCUCCUGGAUGCAGUAUCAGCUGCCUCUGGGGGCAUUAUAAGAGGAGCAGGUAAACAGAGAAUUGGAGCUAUUUGCAACACUUUGGGAUUUUAUGGAAUUGGUUUUCCUAUUGGAGUGCCACUGAUGUUUGUAGCCAAAUUAGGAAUCAAGGGCCUGUGGACAGGUUUGUUUACCUGUGUGUUUCUGCAGUCCUCGUUUCUGAUUUUCUACCUGAUAAGAUUGAACUGGAAGAAAGUAACAGUCGAGGCUCAAAUCAGAGCGGGAGUGUGUGGGAGCUCCACAGACACAAGUCCCCAACUAGAUGAUUCAGGGAACUCACGGGACUUCACGGACAUCAUGGAUCUGAAUGAAACUGAGGUGGAACCGGCAGAAAAACCAGUGGAGGAGGAGGGGCUCCCUCACAGGACUCUGGUUCUGCGCAGGGGCUUUGCUCUGGCUGCCAUGCUGUUCAUCCUGGCUGCUGGAAUCAUUACGAACCUACUGAUCACGAACUUGGUUACAUGAACAUGGGGAAAAG
Messenger RNA from Scatophagus argus, 1787 nucleotides. It is a transcript of the gene slc47a3, whose product is annotated as solute carrier family 47 member 3. The record is from RefSeq and is a predicted model, not a curated record. NCBI's taxonomy places the organism in Eukaryota, Metazoa, Chordata, Actinopteri, Scatophagidae. Bases 116 to 1774 code for a protein of 552 amino acids. The transcript has 17 exons. Gene Ontology annotation, cellular component: membrane. Gene Ontology annotation, molecular function: xenobiotic transmembrane transporter activity; antiporter activity. Gene Ontology annotation, biological process: xenobiotic detoxification by transmembrane export across the plasma membrane.